AUGUCUGGUGCAGGGGUGGCGUGUUUGCGUUUGAGAGAAAGGGGCAAGAAGCAGCUGGCAAAUAGUGCGUAUCCAAUGGCCAUGCCGGGAUUUGAACUUCGGACGCCUGACAAGCGAGUCGAGCGUGUUAUCACCACUCCAUCAGCGCAUGUUGGAUGCAUCCGAAUUUUGAAAUAUGAAGAGAUCAGUGCGCUCACAUCUGAGCGACGUGACUGGUUUGCCGACAGUAUUGGUAUUUCAGCGGGAUUUUUUCUAAAAUCACGACGCACAAGCAAUGGGAAAUUUCAUGAAGUGCAUGUAGCAGUGCUCCGCAGGGGCAAACGGUCUGGAAGAAGUGGUCCUUCAAAACUUCACGAAACAGGGCUUUGGCAGGAUGUUUAUGUUCCUAACACUCGGCACUGGGGACGCAAAACACGCCCUUUACGACAUGCGGAUGUUAGUGAGUCUGUUCCAUCUGACCCUCUCCAAGCAGGUCAUCAGCGAAAGCGCUGA
Messenger RNA from Opisthorchis viverrini, 492 nucleotides. RefSeq lists its product as hypothetical. The record is from RefSeq and is a predicted model, not a curated record. The transcript is spliced from 6 exons. NCBI's taxonomy places the organism in Eukaryota, Metazoa, Platyhelminthes, Trematoda, Opisthorchiida, Opisthorchiidae. The coding region runs from base 1 to 492 and encodes 163 amino acids.